Molecule: messenger RNA, 1650 nt
Organism: Ornithodoros turicata
Lineage: Eukaryota; Metazoa; Arthropoda; Arachnida; Ixodida; Argasidae
Exons: 2
Coding region: 1-1650 (549 amino acids)
Source: RefSeq, a predicted model, not a curated record
AUGCUUCCAGCCACCGCGAGCCCAUGCGCCCGCUUCAAGACCAACGGCGUCGUUGAGUCCCUACGUGAGAGAAACCUCAAGUUGCUUCAGACAGACAAGGAAGGUGGGUUCGCCGUUCUUCCCUCAGACCUCUACUACAGGAAGGCACAGAAAGCCAUGGAUGACAACUUUGUCAGGACAAACCUAGUUCCUCAUUCACUCAGGAAACGGGCCAUUGAACUUUGCGAGAAUGCGAAUCUGCCUAGAUUGCAGCAGCCGGUAGGACGUUUCAUCCAGAAGGCGCUUUCAGCCUUGGAGAUUGAGGAUCCGUUCCUUGUGUUCCGCCGGAGCGAAGUAUCCGACUUUCUCAAGGGUUUAAGCCCAGGAUCGGGUUGCGUCUUCUCACUUGAUGUCAAGGACCUGUAUUAUUCCCUGCCACAAGACGAGCUCAUCGAAGUUGUUAGUGAAGGAAUCGACCGUUACGGAACCGUUCGGUUUCAAAAUGAAGUUGGAGUUGAUGUCUCCACCUUCCUAGCAGUCCUCAGACUGUACCUUCAAUCACCUACGGUGGAGUUUUUGGGAGGAGUGUACUUGCAAAGAGCCGGAGUUUGCAUUGGUUCAUGUGUUGCCCGCGUGCUCAGCAACUUGCUGCUGGCGAGAUACGACAGGCGGCUUGAACGUGCCCUCCGCGAUAUGGGAGUCCCCAGGGUUUUCCGGUUCAUUGACGACUACUUGAUCCUCUUUGACACUGAGAACGUGGCUGUGGACGAGCGCACAGAACACAUAACUCGCAUCUUCCAGCGCACCCUCUCACCUUUCACACUCACGGAGGUACCAGUGGAACAUCGACUCAGGUUCCUAGACCUUGAACCCGCCAUCGAGCCUGACCACCUGUGCUGGACAUACGCCCCACGCUCUAAGAAGGGCCUUUUGCCGUUUUCGUCGGCCCACUCCAAGCUGGUCAAACGCAGUAUUGCACUAUCGGCAAUGGAAAAUGCCGUGAAACGCUCAUGCACGCAUCAAGUUCAGCGGAGCCUCUUGCCACAGGUUUUGAGGCUUAAAACCGCGGGCUUUCCAGUUCAGCUGAUAAGAGGCUUAGCUGAGGUUCUCCUCGGGAAGUUGCACAAGAAACACGAAGAGGCUCCCAGGCAUGAUCGCUCGUCCAGCAUAGCGGCCAUUCCAUAUAUCCACGCAGUUUCCCACAACAUAAAGAAAGUUGCCCAGCGUGCCGGCGUUAGCGUUGUAUUCACUGCACCUAACAAGUUAGGCGGGCUGUGUCGACACGUCAACAGUGAAGAAGCCGCUGCUUCCGUAUGCAACAAAAAGCAUAUAAGGCCUUUCGUCCAGUGCAAGUGUAAUGUUAUUUAUGACAUUCCUCUGACGUGCGGGAAGUCAUAUGUGGGACAGACAGGACGGUGUCUGAAUGACAGGCUGCGCGAACACUCAUCCUCCCUGCAGACUCACACAGGCAGCAACCUGGCCAUGCACUGUCGCGAUUGCCGAUGCCGACCUUGUUUGGAAGAAACACGUGUACUUAGGAGCUACUCCGACAGGCUUGCCAGGGAAAUUUACGAAGGAGCACAAAUUCAUAAUAGAGGUGAAAAAUGUGUCAGCAAGCCAUCAGUGGACCAAUUGAACAAAGAGAUUAGUUAUCUUCUAGAGUGUUCCUGA